AUGACGGUGGCAGCGAAUCCUGUGGCCUCGGGUCUGGGUACGCUGGCGGUCUUGAUUUUCGGCCGCAUCCUGCCAACCGCUAUUGUCUAUUGCCUUGCCAAAUUCGCCUACCAGGCUGUGUACUACCGCUUUUUUCAUGAAUUGUCCAAGUUUCCAGGCCCCUUUUGGGCAAGUGCUACGCGGCUGUACAUCACGUACUGGAAUCUGAAGGAGAGUGAACAUGUUCAUAUGCUUGAUCUUCAUCGCGAAUAUGGACCCGUUGUUCGGAUCACACCAACAUUGCUUGUCGUCGGUGAUGCAACGAAACUGCCAGUCGUUUACAGUCGCAAUGUCAACAAAUCCAAGCAUUACAUCACCGGCAGCUUCGGCAAGACCGAGAGUGUUUUCAACAUGCAGGACAAUCGUCAGCAUGCAGAGCACCGCAAGCUCAUAGCUGGUCCGUAUAGUUUCUCAAACAUCAGGAAGAUGGAGCCUCUGAUAGACGCGCGUAUGAAUGACUGGAUCAAUGCGAUGGACAAGAAAUUUUGCUCCUCGGGUGAGACCUUCGAUUUUGCACCGUGGGCAGUCUAUAUGGCUUAUGACAUUAUAUCGGAAAUCGGCUUUGGUGCUCCCUUCGGCUUCGUCGACUCGGGCUCAGAUGUUGGCGGUCUUAUUCAAGGCUUCCACGAUGGCCUACCAGCUUUCGGACUGCUGGCUCGUCUCCAUCCGUUCACCACUUGGAUCAAGAACACUUGGGUUGGGGAGAAGUAUCUGGUUGCCAAACCCGAAGAUCAAAGCGGCAUCGGAACUUUGAUGCGGUUCCGCGAUCGCCUCAUUGAGGAACGUCUUGCAGACAUUGCGGCUGGUACCACAGGCGGUCGGAUUGACCUGCUUCAGACCUUCCUCGAUGCACGCGACGAGAAUGGUAAAGCAAUGGAGAUGGACUGGAUCAAGGCUGAAGUGCUACUUGUGCUCCUUGCUGGUGCUGAUACCACAGGUACUUCCUUUCAAGGAAUGGUCUGUAUGGUGAUGAGCAAGCCGGAAGUGUACAAGAAGCUUAUGGCGGAGUUGGAUCAGGCUACGGCUGCGGGGCACCUCUCGACCAUGCCACAGUACGAAGAAGUCCUCGCUCACUGCCCGUACUACGUUGCUUGUGUCAAGGAGACUAUGCGUCUGUGGCCAUCGGCGCCCAACAUCUUUCCGCGUGUGGUCGGAAAAGGUGGUUUACAGCUUUUCAACCACUUUGCACCAGAAGGCACCGAAAUCUCAUGCAACCCCUGGGUCCUCGGCCGUGACCAGAAUCUCUACGGUGCAGAUGCUGCCGAGUUCCGGCCCGACAGGUGGCUCGAGAGUGACCAAGCUGCCAAAGAAUUCGACAAAUACAAUAUGGUCUUCGGCUACGGGCCACGAAUUUGCCUGGGCAAAGACAUUGCAUGA
Messenger RNA from Cyphellophora attinorum, 1416 nucleotides. RefSeq names its product Pisatin demethylase. Gene Ontology annotation, molecular function: iron ion binding; heme binding; monooxygenase activity. The coding region runs from base 1 to 1416 and encodes 471 amino acids. The record is from RefSeq and is a predicted model, not a curated record. NCBI's taxonomy places the organism in Eukaryota, Fungi, Ascomycota, Eurotiomycetes, Chaetothyriales, Cyphellophoraceae. The transcript has 5 exons.